Molecule: messenger RNA, 558 nt
Organism: Toxorhynchites rutilus septentrionalis
Lineage: Eukaryota; Metazoa; Arthropoda; Insecta; Diptera; Culicidae
Gene: mRpS16
Product: probable 28S ribosomal protein S16, mitochondrial
Exons: 3
Coding region: 90-488 (132 amino acids)
Biological process (GO): mitochondrial translation
Cellular component (GO): ribosome; mitochondrial small ribosomal subunit
Molecular function (GO): structural constituent of ribosome
Source: RefSeq, a predicted model, not a curated record
UUGCGAUAAUGUCAUGAAUUCAUAAAUGACACCGAGAAUACCAAUCAAAACAUUAAUUUCAAACAAAAGAUUUUAGUGUAUAAAUCAAGAUGCCUUUAAUUCCAGCUAGUGGAACCGGUCGUUUCUGGGCAAAAUCAGCAAAAAUAAUACGAUUUGCACGACAGGGAUGCACCAACAGACCUUUUUAUCAUAUUGUGGUCAUGGAGCGACGUAAAGGUCAGCAUGAACCAGUGAUUGAACAAAUUGGUACAUACGAUCCCAUCCCAAAUGAGUAUGACGAAAAACUUGUCUCGUUCAACUUCGAACGAGUACGUUAUUGGCUAGGCAGUGGCGCUCACCUCUCAUCUUCGGUGGCAGAAUUGUUAGGUAUUGCUGGUCUUCUACCCGUCCAUCCACGAACUUAUAUGACAGCUUGGAGAAACCGGAAAGCUGCUGAGCUCGCAGCGGCCAAAAUAAAAACGGAGACGUCUGUUAAAUCUAGUAGUUGAGAGUACAAGUCAAUAAAUUCUAUCUAGUCGAAAUAAGUUCCAAUAAAAUCUGUUUGCAUUUCUAAAUUAA